UGACCACAGAGAGGAGAUAGAGUGUUGAAAAAGACUUAAUCAAGGUGGUUCUGAUGUCUAGGUCAUGAAGUAUAACUACAACUGAAGAGGAGAGUUGAUGGUGCACCUAGCCGGACGCGCAUGCGCCUAACACUGCUAUGACGAACUUUGACCGUUCUAACUUUGGCGGAGUAUACAAAUUUUGUCGUCUUCGCUUUGGCGUGGUGUUGGUGAUCAAUCAUGGCUAGUAGAAAGCCGUUGGUUCCUAGAAACCGUGAGAUAGGGAGAGAAUCAGGGAAACCAGCAAAAAAGGAACGUUACCGUUUUGCACUUUUGAGCAAAGCGGCACUUGUGGAGCAAGUCAACAUGAUUCUAGGGCAAAUGGAUGCCUCUAUGCCACGGAUUAGCAUCACAGAAGAGGAUCUUACCAACCCUACGGCUUUCAAGAUCAACCAAGUGUACUAUGCCUGCUUUGUAGAGGUGUUUUGGUGUUUCGCCUGAUCUAGCACUCAGCCCCAGUUUCAUGGUGGAUCAUCCAGAGUUAAUGGAAGAGUUUUCGGCAAAAGUUCACUUUUCCGGCUAAUGAAAAAGCUGAUGGAAAAUUGUGCAGUUCCAGAUUUCCGGUUGGAGGAUAUUGUUAAUACAGAUGCUAAAAGAACAUGCCGCAUAUUAAGUGCAAUUCUGAAUUUCAUCAAAUUUCACGUUCACAUGGCAAGAGAAGGUCAAGAACUGGAAGAGGUUAUGGGUCAACAAUUGAGUGAAUUAGCCUCGGCAACACAUCGAAAUGCAGAGCUUAAGCAGAAGCUGGGAUCCAUGCAGUGAGUAUCAACAACAACCAUGUAGCUCGUGCUAUCCGUCUAUCACAACCUGUUUAACAGACGGCAGAAACAGGAGGAACGGGAGCACGAAGAAGAGCUGGAAAUGAUAAUAGCUGAGCAGGAAGAUCUUAUCCAACGAAGAAAGGAGCAAGAGGUUACACUUAGACAGCAUCUUCAAGAUGUAGAGGAACAACUGCAGAAAGAAACACAGAAGAAGGCCAUUCUUGACAGUGGACUAGACAAGUCUUCUCAGCGCACCGAGGACCUGCGGAAACAAAUUGUUACUUCACCAGACAAACUGAGAGCUCGACUGGUAAAAUUGCAACAAGAAGUAGAAGAAAUAAAGAGUGGAACCCAAGACUCUGACAGACUGAAGAGAAUGUGGGAAUCUCUUGCUACUCGAGCACAGCACAUACCAAAUCAUGUUUUGAAAGGGCUUGACGAGGACAUGGAGGCGCUCACGAUGAAAACAAAUAAAGCAAGUGAUCUUGAGAGCCACUUUACUGAAGCAAUAGAAGAGAAAAUUGCCAGACAAAAGCAGACACUUAAAGAAGUAUCUUCUAAAAACCAGAAUCUUGUCCGUCAUCUAAAGUUUGUUGCAAAAGAAGCCCAUGAAGUGGCCUAUGAUGACCAGAAGAUGUUGUCUUCACAGUCGUCAAAGUCGGAACUGGAGAGGGAUGUAUACCAGUUACAGACCCAAGUCCAUGCUCUUCAAGUCUCAGAAGAGUUAUUUGCCCGAAAGAUGGACACAGUCAAGGAAAAGCUGGAGAUGAUGAGAACACAACAUGAAGAAAGAUGCCAGGAGGCACAGACGGAGAUUGACUCCUUGGUGUUAGCUGUCCAAAGCUAUGUGGAAAAGUGCAAUAUGACUUCAGUAGCACUAACACCAUAGGUAUACUCGAUUGUUGUUUGUUCCUUGCCCUGUGAUUUAAGGUCUGUACAACCAUCUCUCUUUCCUGGCACCACAGUGGUCAAUCACAAGGACUAAGAUA
Molecule: messenger RNA, 1789 nt
Organism: Geodia barretti
Lineage: Eukaryota; Metazoa; Porifera; Demospongiae; Tetractinellida; Geodiidae
Source: the annotation of a GenBank genome assembly